This is a messenger RNA of Puntigrus tetrazona (Sumatra barb), 1522 nucleotides long. Its product is annotated as synapsin-1-like. Gene Ontology annotation, molecular function: ATP binding. Gene Ontology annotation, cellular component: synaptic vesicle; synaptic vesicle membrane. The transcript is spliced from 6 exons. Bases 749 to 1522 code for a protein of 257 amino acids. Gene Ontology annotation, biological process: neurotransmitter secretion. NCBI's taxonomy places the organism in Eukaryota, Metazoa, Chordata, Actinopteri, Cypriniformes, Cyprinidae. The record is from RefSeq and is a predicted model, not a curated record.
GCUUUCUCAAAAUGAACACAAGCACGUGUCAAAUUCGUCUCUCCUCUCCAUUCAUCAUUUUACGCAUCUAAACAACACAUCCCGGACCGGUCCCGUGCGUAAAGAACGUGCGCAACGGGAGAAACUGAUGAUGGGUCAGAAAAAAUGACGAGGGAAAACACUGGGCGGAUUACCAGGAUUGGAUGGCACGAGUGAUGCAAUCCCUGCAUCCUCCGAAGCCCUAACCGGAUCGCGGAGAAUCUGGCCGGAGAUUUCGCCUCACCGACUUUCAUUUAUGACAAUUACUACCUUUACCGAGCGAGCCCACUUUUAACAAGUGCCUCUCCGUUACGAGUGUUUUUUUUCCCCCUCCACGCCCGCGGAAUAGGAUCUAAACACCAUCAACAUCAAUGGAAGGAGCACGAAAUCUUAAUGCCAAUUGUUGAACGAGUGAUGUAAGUCAACCAAUCGCGCUAAUUACGAGCAUUUAUCAAUGCAUAUUUAAUCGUGACUUUAUUAAAGCGUCGGUUUGGUUUCUGUCAUUUGUUGCAGCGCAGCUUUGCACGUCGUGAAGCACGACCUUUGCUUCGAGGUGCACCCCGGAGAAUUGCGUAUCGACUCUUUUUCGCGUCUCGUUUUAAACCGAAGCAGUCGGUUGCAUCCUCUAUAUUAGGUGCUUGAUCGGUUUUCCAUUCAUCUUGGAUUUUUUUUUAACCGUGCAAAACCUGCAGGGAAAUAAUUUACCGUCGCAUACCUUUUAAUAUCCACCAUGAAUUACCUGCGACGACGACUAUCGGACAGUAAUUUCAUGUCCAACUUGCCUAAUGGCUACAUGAGCGAUUUACAGCGGCCCGAUCCGCCGCAGCAGAGCCCAGCCCCGGUGCUCUCUCCGGGUUCUCAGGAGAGGCGUCAACCCCCCAGCCAGUCUACCGGCGCCGGCUUCUUUUCUUCCAUCUCCAACGCCGUCAAACAGACCACCGCCGCCGCCGCCGCUACCUUUAACGAGGCCACCGAGAGAGGGAUCGGCUCGGGCAACGCCAAGACCCUCCUGGUCAUUGACGACCAGCAGACAGACUGGGCAAAGGUGUUCAAAGGCAAGAAGGUUCAUGGUGAAUUUGACAUCAAAGUAGAACAGGCCGACUUCUCUGAGGUUAAUCUGGUAGCUCACGCAACGGGAAGCUACAGCGUGGACAUUGAGGCCAUCCGCAAUGGCAACAAAAUCACAAAGUGUUUCAAGCCAGAUUUUGUGCUGGUGCGACAGCAUGCUUUUAGUAUGGCCAAGAAUGGAGACCACAGAAACAUUGUGAUUGGGCUUCAGUAUGCCGGUCUGCCCAGUGUCAAUUCCCUUCACUCCGUCUACAACUUCUGUGACAAACCAUGGGUGUUCGCUCAGUUGUCCAGAUUGUUCAAGCAGUUGGGUCCAGAGGAGUUCCCACUGAUCGACCAGGUUUAUUACCCCAACCACAAGGAGAUGAUCACCACACCUGGCUUUCCUGUGGUAGUGAAGAUGGGUCAUGCUCACUCUGGCAUGGGAAAGGUAUGA